Oryza brachyantha (malo sina) is the source of this 4734-nucleotide messenger RNA. RefSeq names its product protein RNA-directed DNA methylation 3. The transcript is spliced from 20 exons. NCBI's taxonomy places the organism in Eukaryota, Viridiplantae, Streptophyta, Magnoliopsida, Poales, Poaceae. Bases 38 to 4423 code for a protein of 1461 amino acids. Gene Ontology annotation, molecular function: mRNA binding. The record is from RefSeq and is a predicted model, not a curated record. Gene Ontology annotation, biological process: regulation of transcription by RNA polymerase II; regulation of DNA-templated transcription elongation; transcription elongation by RNA polymerase II. Gene Ontology annotation, cellular component: DSIF complex.
UCCUCCGCCUCUCCAUUCCCCACCCCCCUCUCUCCCCAUGGCGGUGAAGGGCAAGGGCAAGGCGGUGGCCGCCUCCACCCCGCCCCCCGUCGCCGGAGGCAAGCGGCAGAUCGGGUGCGGCGGCGCGGGGGCGUCGUCGUCCUCCGGGGGCGCGGCGGCGGCGGCCAAGCGCCCCCGCCGGUCUGGGGUCCUCCAGUUCUUCGACGACGCCGCCUUCGUCGGCGACGAGGAUGACGAAGACGAGGAGGAGGAGCAGCAGGAGGAGAUGUUCUUCGAGUCCGAGGACGACGCCGCCGCCGACGGUUUAUUUACUCAGGGAAAGGCAGAAACUGUUAACUUAAGAACAGAAAGGUCGCACCCUCUUCCGUUUCUUGGGAUAGUUAAGGAAGAGGAGCUGAGCGGUGAUGAACUUGAGGACUUUAUCAAGGAUCGUUAUUCUAGUCAUGUGAAACACACCCCUUUUGAUGGAUCCACCAAUGUACAUGACGAUGACUUUACCAUGGAUCAAUUGAAAGAGCCUACUAUUUGGAAGAUCAAAUGCAUGGUUGGGCGUGAGCGCCAAAUGGCUUUCUGUCUCAUGCAAAAGUUUGUUGAUCUGCAAAAGUUUGGCACCAAAGUUCCAAUUAUCUCAGCAUUUGCACUUGAUCAUGCGAGAGGAUUUGUUUUUGUUGAAGCUGAGAAGGCCUGUGAUGUUACAGAGGCAUGCAAAGGAUUCUGCACCGUUUAUGUAAGCAGGAUUAAUUCUGUUCCUGUAGCUGAAGUUCCUAGCUUGCUAUCCAGCCGCACAAAACCAUUUGCAAUAUCUCCAGGUACAUGGGUGCGCAUGAAGAAUGGAAAUUACAAAGGAGAUCUAGCACAGGUUGUUAGUGCAGAUGAUGGGCGAAAACGGGUUAUGAUCAAGCUUAUACCUAGAGUUGAUCUCCGGGCGAUUUCGAAAAAAUUUGGUGGUGCUAUUUCACUAAGAGAAGCUUCAAUUCCUGCUCCACGCCUAAUCAGUUCACAAGAACUAGAGUUCUUCAGGCCUCAUAUUGAAAUAAGGCGUGAUCGGCAGACUGGUGAUGUUUUUGAAGUGCUUGAUAGUCUCAUGUUUAAAGAUGGUUUCCUAUAUAAAAGGGUUGCACUUAGUUCUUUGAUUUACUGGGGGAUACAACCAACAGAAGCUGAACUGCUCAAGUUUUCUUCCAGUCCAAGUAAUACAAAUUCUACUGAUGACUUGGAGUGGGUCUCCAGCAUGUAUGGUCGCAAGAAAAGAAACCUGCCAAAAGAACAUGAUAUGAAGCCAUCAUCUUCUAAAGCUUCAUCCUCUAAAGAAAAAUGUUCCAAGGAAUCCAAUCUUAAAGCAUCCACAUCUACUGAAGAUUAUGAGGAUGAUAGAUCUAAUCUCCAUGAUCUUGUACUCUUUGGGCGAAAAGAUUUUGGCGUGGUCAUUGCAAUUGAGAAAGAUGGUCUUAGGAUAUUAAAAGGUGGUCCUGAAGGAUCUGCAGUGACCAUUAGAAAACAGGAUAUUAAAGUUUGUGAAGACAAAAUGUUUACUGCUGUUGACCAAAAGAAGAAGAUAAUAUCUAUUAAUGACACUGUUAAUGUUUUGGAAGGACCAUUCCAGGGUAAGCAAGGCGUUGUUAAACACUUGUACAUGGGCAUCCUGUUUAUCUAUAAUGAAAGUGAAAGCGAGAACAACGGAUAUUUUUGUGCCCAAUGCGGUGCGUGUGAAAAUGUCAAAAAGCGGAAGGAAGUGGCAAGUUCCACCGAUGGAAAUUUGGAGGACAAUCCGAUUCCCAUGUUUUCAUACGAACAAAAUGAGCAACAGGACAAUGAAAGGCCUUACAGGAGCACUAGAGAACAACUUUUCUCAAUUGGGGAGACGUUGCGUAUUCGAAAGGGCCCUUUGAAGGGCUAUCUCUGUCGAGUUGUUCGAAUAUUUCGAAAUGAUGUUACUGUUAAGCUAGAUUCACUACUGAAGAUUGUCACAGUGCAAGCGGAGUUUCUUUCAGUCCCAGCUAAAAGGGGGGAUAACUCUUCUGGUGCUCCAACCGGUCCUUUUGGUUCAGAAGCUGACAAACCUUCAUGGAAUAAUGGAUUGCCAUCUUUUGGAAGUGAUUCCUGGCAACCAUUUUCAAGUUCUGCAUUACCAGUUGAGAAUGCAGAUGGGGACUCUGAAGCCGAUCCAUGGUGUAAGAAAACAACUUCUACUGCCAACGAUUCUGAUCCGUGGGGUAUGAAAACAAAAUCUGCAUCCCUUGAAGUAUGGAACAAUAGUACCACACAAAAGGAAAAAUCCAGCGAUGAUGCAUGGGAUAAACAACCUGGAGGUAGCGGAUCUAAUAUUGGUGGAAGCUCUUGGGACAGAACGACAGUCGACAAGGAGAGUGGAAAGAGUGACAGCUGGGGUGAGGCAUGCAAGGAGAUGGACAAAACUGCUAGUGAUACAGAUCCUUGGGGAAGCAAGGUCAAAGAGGUAGAUCUGAAAGAAACAGAUAACUGGGGAAAGUCUUCAAUGCAACCUGAGAAGUCAGAGGAGAAUAGUCAUGGAUGGGGCCAACCUAUUGGCAGGUCAAACCGAGACCAAGAAAAAGUUGCAGAAAAAAGUGGGGCUUGGGAUACUGUUAUUGCUGGGUCAUCUUCAUCUGCUCCUGGCAUAGGGGAUGGUGACUCCUGGGUUAAAACUGAUACUUUUCCUGUUGCUCAAGAUGCCUGGGGCAAGUCAAAAGACAAAAGUAGUGAUGGAGCAGCUGGGUGGAAUGAGAGAACCUCUAACCAAAGCCAUGGCACUGCUGCUGGCAACUGGAAUAAAUCAUCUGACGUGGAUGGGGAGAAGGAUGCAUGGGGCAAAGCAAAAGAUACAACAACUAAAUCUGACGAAAAGAAUAAUGAAGGUGGGAACUGGAAUGCCCCAAAUUCAUCAAUUGAUCAGCCUUGGAGUAGCAGUAGGGGCACAAAGUCAUCUGACGAAAAUCGGGCUUCCACUUGGAACAGUUCAGAAGAUAAAAAACCAUCUGGGGGUCAAGAACAAGGUGAUGCUUGGACUAGCAAAAUGACUUCUGCUGGUGCUGAGGAUAAAAGUGAUGGCUGGGGAACCAAGACCGAAGGCAAUUCUGGUAGCACUGGGGGAAAGUGGGACAAUGCUUCAUCGGGUGAAGAGCGGCAAACUGAUCCUUGGGGAAGCAAGAUCGAUUCUACUAAAGGCAAAGAACAAGAAACCGACCCUUGGACAGGCAAGGUAACAUCUUCUGCAGAUGCUGAAGAUAACAAUAAUGGCUGGAACGCUAGGGCAAGGGACACUGCCUCUGGCAGUGAGGGCAAGUGGGGCAAUGCUGGAGCAGAGGAGAAGGCUGGUGCCUGGAAUGGUAAAGGGGGGAAUGAAAAUAACGGAGGUUGGAAUGGUGGUGGCUCCUCAUGGGGGAAUAAGACAUCUUCUUGGGGUACACCAAGCUUCUCAGGUAAUCAGGAACCAGCUUGGAGCAAUCCAAAGAAUGGUGAUGAUAACACUGGAUAUGGUAGGGGCGGAUUUGGACGUGGCAAUCGAGGCAGAGGGAGAGGAAGGAAUUUUGGCGACAAUGGAUCCUCAUGGAGUGGAGGCGAAAGAUCUGAAGAUCGAUGGAACACGCGAGAUUCUGAUGGUUGCAGAGGAAGAGGAAGAUGGCGCUUUGGGAGAGGUGAUCGCCCUCAGGGUAGUAACUAUAGUCCAGGUGACAACAAUGACAGAAGCUGGGGCUCUGGCAGGGGAAAUAGGGACCGACAAAACUGGAACCGUAAUGAUGACAAAAUACCAUUUGGUCAAGAUCGAGGUGGUGGCUGGUCCCAAUCUUCUGACUGGAACUCCAACAAAGGAAACACAGAAGAUCAAGCUUUAUCAAAAGGCAAGUCCAGCUGGGGGAGUGACAAAAAUGACAGCUGGGGAGCUCCAAAACCUUCUGGUGGAGAUGAUCAGACCGAAAAAAACAAUGGAAACAAUCCGUGGGGUCAGUGGGGUGCUCCUGGUGACACUACGGGAAAAGGAUCUGGCGGAGGGGGGUCUUGGGAAAAUAAGAAUUUGUCAGGAGGAACAAGGGGUUCAGGUAUGACUGCGGAGAAGCCUUCUUGGGGUGGAUCAGGAGCUGGUCAAAAGAAAGAAGGAUCAUGGGAGAAACAUAAGGGUAGUGGGAGCCAAGGAGGCGGCAACAGCUCUUGGGACAAGGCGGAUGGUGGAUGGAAUGGGAGCCAAGGAGGCGGCAAGGCGGAUGGUGGAUGGAACAGCAAUAAGGGCGAGAACACCCAAGGAAGUGGCGGUAGCUCAUGGGACAAAGCGGAUGGAGGUGGCAGCAGCUCUUGGGAGAAGGCAGAUGGUGGAUGGAACAGCAAUAAGGGCGAGAACACCCAAGGAAGUGGCGGCAGCUCAUGGGACAAAGCGGAUGGAGGCGGCAGCAGCAGCAAGGGUGGGUGGUAAGCUCGAUCCAGGAUCAGCUGUGAUCGAUUAAUGCAUGUAUAUAAUGGUCGCCAUGCACCGUUUGAACUUGCUGUAUAUUUCUGGACUUAGAACUCGUAUUAUCAGUAGUUCCUUUGCCAUGCUACUUGGACCUGCAAACAUGCCCUAGUUUCAGCAGAACAUUUCCUAUCGUGAUGGUUAUUAAGGUGCGUUUGUACCACCAUCUCUACGAUUCUCGGGUGUUUAUCUUUUUUGGAUAGUGGUGUUUUGUGCAAGUGUGAUGCAAGAGCAUCUGGGCAUAUGCUCAAGUGUCAAGAACCGCAUUUUGGUUA